Molecule: messenger RNA, 2461 nt
Organism: Paramecium octaurelia
Lineage: Eukaryota; Ciliophora; Oligohymenophorea; Peniculida; Parameciidae
Source: the annotation of a GenBank genome assembly
AUGAAACCUGUUUCAAGAUUGAUAGUGAUCCUAUUUUAAAUAAAUGGAUUGGGGUUUUCAAUUUAUUACUGUUUAACAUCUUGGGAAAAUACGAAUUUAGCAUAUCUGACGAUCUAAGCUCUAUUGGCUCUAUUAUUGUUUUUUUUUUAGACCAAAAAUAAACCAACACAAUUCAUUGGAAGCAUAAUAUUGAUACAAUUAAGCUUAUGUUUGUUUCUGAUUCAAAAUGAAAGAAAUUCAUAGAAUGAAAGUACAGCAUAUGUUAUCAUUGUUCAUUUUAUCACAACACAACUAUUUGAUGAUUUUAAAAGAUUUCAAACAUAGUAUUUUUUUGUUAGAUGUAGAUUAUUUUGGCUCGUUUUAUUGCUUUAAUCAAGUUUUUUGUAGAUUGUUUACAUAUCUUAAACUUCUUAAAUUGAUAUAUCCUUUUAUUAGUGCACAUUUAGUUUGUUCUUGUCAUUGUUGAUUAAUUUCACAAACGGAAUGUAAAAGGUGGUCACACCAAGAAACAAAUUAAGUGAUUCAUAACGAAAUUAGAAUACAGACUAAUUAAUAAACAGGAAAGAACGGGCAUCUUCACAGUCAGAUUCAGAUAAGCUGUCUCCAAAAAGUAAAGAAUACCCAAUCUCUCAUUUUCUUAUGCCUGAUUACUCCUUUCCAAAUCAAAUUUUAAACCAAAACAUACUAGAUGUAAUGAUGUAAUUUACUCAUGAAGGCUUAGUGGUUUUAAGAUUAAACUAAUUGAAUUAAGAAAUGGAGAUAGUAUUUUCAAAUAUAGCAUCAAAAACAUUAUUUUCAGUUAAUUCUGCCAAAGAAAUAAUUGAUAUUUUAAAUACUUUAAACAGCCUUAAAUAUUAAUAACAUGAUUCAUAUGAUGAAAAUUUCUUAAUGAUGAAUCAACAAAAAUAAUUGUGUAAGAGUAUGGCAUUUUUGAAGAGCGAUCAGAUAAAUUAAUCCAUUAAUCCGCACUAUUAAAUUUUAUAUGAAUUGAGUUAAGAAAAAAACAUUGUAAAUUAAUUCAAAGAAAUAUUUAGUAAGUUUAAAUAAAAUAGCUUUUAGAAUGAAUUUUUUACAUUACAUACAAUAUUUCCUAAUAAUGGAGUGACUAUGUCUUAGAGUGAUAGGAAGACAGAGAAAAUGUUGGAAUUGACGAUUUCAAAAAAGGAGAACAACUUAUUCUUCCUAUUGAUUCGAGAUAUAACACACAAAUAAAAAAUCAAAUAUUUGAGAGAAUAUGAUCUAUAAAAAUCGAAGAUGUUAUCCUAUGUGAGUCACGAAUACAGGUCUCCCCUGAAUUGCAUUAUUUAGAUGAUAGAGAACGUGUUGCACUCUAAUUAGUUGACUAUGGAUAAUUCUGAAAUGCUUCAAGCUGCCUUGGACAAUUCAUAUUAUAUAUUAAAUUUAUCAAAUGAUCUACUGGAUUUGGCUCAAAUCAAAAACGGUAGAUUUGCAUUGCAAUAAACAAGAUUCAAUUUGGAAUAAUUAAUAAAAGAAUGCUUAAAAUUGUUUGCAUUGAAAGCAAAGAUAUUGAAAUUAAACUUAUCUUACAUCUAUGAUAGCAAAGCUCCUUUUAUAGUUGUGAGUGACAGAAAUAGAAUUAAAUAAAUUUUGGUGAAUUUAUUGAGCAAUAGCUUUAAAUUUGCAUCCAAUUAAAUUACAAUUCUAGUAUCUUAUAUAGAUAACACAACAAUUAGAAUUGGAGUUCAAGAUGAUGGCAUUGGCAUAUCUGAUGACGAUUAGAAGAAACUGUUUAAACAAUUCUCAAAAGUCAAUUCUGAAGAGAGUAGAAAGAGAAAUGAAAAUGGAGUUGGAUUAGGAUUGGUCAUCAGUAAUCAGAUUGCUAGUUCUAUUGGUUGUGGAGGCUUAUAGAUUGAUUCAAAGUUAAAUUAAGGUACCUAUUUCUUCUUUAACUUGUAAAUCUAAUAAACUAGACUGAAGAAGGUGUCAAGCUAUAGGGUAAAGGAAAAUCCAGGAUAGUCUCAAGAAGUUGAUGAGGGCUAGGCAUUUCUGUUGGAACCUAAAAAGUCGAUUGAUUUGGAACCACCCUCUAUUAGAUGUUCUCAUGUUUUGAUUGUUGAUGACGAGAUCUUUAAUGUUUUUACCUUCACUAAAUUACUGAAUAAAAAGUAAGUAUUGACAUUGAUUAAUUAGAAACAUUUUAGAUAUAGAUUCAGCUUCGAAUGGCAGUGAAUGCAUUGAAAAAUUAAAAAACAAAAAAUGUUGCUAGACUUGUAGUGGCUAUAGAAUGAUCUUUAUGGACUUAGAAAUGCCUAUAUUGAAUGGUUUUAAUGCAGCAAAGGAAGUGCUAAAGAUUAAUCCCAAUUAAAUUAUUAUUGCUUGUUCUGGAUACACAGAUCAUAAGGAGAAAGAACAGUGUUCUAAAAUUGGUAUUCUGAAUUACCUGGUGAAACCAAUCAGAGACCAAGAACUAACAGAUAUUUUAACAGCAUAUUAUUUUUGA